AUGAAGAGGACGACAACAGUGAGCCGCCGUCUGACAGCCAAGGGAAGCUCGCUGACAGCUGUGGGCUCCCGUAUUCUCACCAAGAGCUUUUUUAGCACACGCCAACGUCCAGUGUUGCGUGCAGAUGAUGCGCCGCUCCUUUCCAUGAACUUCUGCGGAGAGCUGAUGCGUCCACAUACCACCAUCACCUGGAACGGUCAUGACGUCACCAGCGAGGCUCAGUUCGCCCAGUUCACCAGAAGCGCGGCCGUCCACAACCAGGGUGAACUGGGCGAGCUGAGCCUCGCGGGCGAGCUGAGCUUCGCUGGUGACGUCAUGGCUGUUCCAGGUGAUGGUGGUAUGUGGACGCAUCAGCUCUCCGCAGAAGUUCAUGGAAAGGACCGGCGCAUCAUCUGCACGCAAAGCGGCGGCGGCGGCGGCGGACCGGAUCCCAACUCGACAAAUUUACGACCACCGGGCUCAAGCUACGACGCGUGGUGCGGGGUGGCCCACGGGUGUACCAGAAAACUGGGCAUGAAGAUCUGCGGGUUUCUGCAGAAGAACAACAACCUGGAGGAGAGGGGCAGGAUCGUGGGCUCGCUCAAAGAGCGCUCGUCCAACGCGUCGCUGUCACGCGACAACAGCGACCGGGACUCGCGUUUCAGACGCACCGAGACGGACUUCUCCAAUCUCUAUGCCAGAGAUUUAUUGCCUGCCAAGAAUGGAGAGGAACCGACCAUGCAAUUCUUGCUGGAGGUCGUGGACAUCCUCACAAACUACAUCCGGAAGACCUUUGACAGAUCCACCAAGGUGCUGGACUUCCACCACCCCCAUCAGCUGUUGGAGGGCAUGGAGGGCUUCAACCUGGAGCUCUCCGACCAGCCGGAGUCUCUGGAGCAGAUCCUGGUGGACUGUAGGGACACGCUGAAAUAUGGGGUCAGAACAGGUCACCCCAGGUUCUUUAACCAACUCUCCACUGGAUUGGACAUGAUUGGGUUAGCAGGAGAAUGGCUCACUUCUGCAGCCAACACUAAUAUGUUCACCUAUGAGAUAGCGCCUGUCUUUGUACUCAUGGAGCAGCUGACUCUGAAAAAGAUGAGAGAGAUCGUUGGCUGGCCGGAUGGAGAGGGUGAUGGGAUAUUUUCUCCGGGAGGAGCAAUAUCCAAUAUGUACAGUGUGAUGAUCGCCAGGUACAAGUUCUUCCCUGAAGUCAAGACCAAAGGCAUGACAGCAGCCCCAAGACUCGUCCUCUUCACCUCAGAGCACAGCCACUACUCCAUCAAAAAAGCCAGUGCAGCCCUGGGCUUUGGAACAGAGAACCUGAUCCUUCUGAAAACCGACGAGAGGGGGAGAGUAAUUCCUGCUGAUUUGGAGGCCAAAGUCAUACAAGCCAAGCAGAAGGGGUACGUGCCAAUGUUUGUGAAUGCCACAGCUGGUUCCACAGUCUACGGGGCGUUCGACCCUAUUAAUGAGAUUGCAGACAUCUGUGAGAAGUACAACAUGUGGCUUCAUGUGGAUGGUGCGUGGGGAGGUGGUUUGCUGAUGUCCAGAAAACACAGACACAAGCUGAGUGGAGUUGAGAGGGCCAACUCAGUCACCUGGAACCCGCAUAAGAUGAUGGGCGUCCCACUGCAAUGCUCUGCCAUUCUAGUCAGAGAGAGGGGGAUACUACAAGGUUGCAAUUCCAUGUGUGCUGGCUACCUCUUCCAGCCAGACAAACAGUAUGACGUGACGUAUGACACAGGCGACAAGGCCAUUCAGUGUGGACGGCAUGUUGAUAUCUUCAAAUUCUGGCUUAUGUGGAAAGCGAAGGGGACUGUUGGAUUUGAACAGCAUAUUGACAAGUGCCUGGAUCUGUCGGCCUAUCUCUAUAAUAAAAUCAAGAACCGUGAGGGCUACGAGAUGGUGUUCGAGGGAGAGCCGCAGCAUACUAAUGUAUGCUUCUGGUACAUUCCACCAAGCCUGCGUGACAUGCAAGACAGCCAAGAGAGGCGAGAGAGGUUGCACAAGGUGGCCCCCAAGAUCAAAGCCAUGAUGAUGGAAUCUGGCACUACCAUGGUUGGUUACCAGCCUCAAGGAGACAAGGUCAACUUUUUCCGCAUGGUCAUCUCCAAUCCUGCAGCUACCAGGUCUGAUAUCGACUUCUUGAUCGAUGAGAUUGAGCGACUGGGGCAUGAGUUGUAAGCAGCACACCUGUAUUGUGAAAGAUGCAGCCCGUGUUAAAGUAUUUUUGUCUUUUCCAACUCUGAAAGCCCUUCGGCUUGGCUUACAUUCCCCUUUCAGUGGAUUUGAUCCGUUAGGUAUUUCCAGACAACAUGCAAGUUCACGCUCCUUUUUUUUUUUUCUUUUUUUUUUAAUUUCAAGUCAAACCUU
Molecule: messenger RNA, 2352 nt
Organism: Lampris incognitus (smalleye Pacific opah)
Lineage: Eukaryota; Metazoa; Chordata; Actinopteri; Lampriformes; Lampridae
Product: glutamate decarboxylase 1-like
Exons: 19
Coding region: 1-2163 (720 amino acids)
Biological process (GO): GABA biosynthetic process
Cellular component (GO): cytoplasm; presynaptic active zone
Molecular function (GO): pyridoxal phosphate binding; glutamate decarboxylase activity
Source: RefSeq, a predicted model, not a curated record